This is a messenger RNA of Erigeron canadensis, 1493 nucleotides long. Its product is annotated as ribosomal protein L11 methyltransferase. Gene Ontology annotation, biological process: peptidyl-lysine trimethylation. Gene Ontology annotation, molecular function: protein-lysine N-methyltransferase activity. Gene Ontology annotation, cellular component: mitochondrion. The transcript has 7 exons. The coding region runs from base 24 to 1205 and encodes 393 amino acids. Lineage: Eukaryota; Viridiplantae; Streptophyta; Magnoliopsida; Asterales; Asteraceae. The record is from RefSeq and is a predicted model, not a curated record.
UUCAAAAAUAUCAAACCAAAAACAUGUCGACACUACUAUCUUCUUUUCGUGGUCAUUUCUUCAAACAGUUGGUGUGCACAUCCUUUUCAUCAAUUCAUACCCCUCCAAUUCUGACCCAUGGAUCAACUUUCAAGUUACUUGGAUCCACUAAACAUAACCCAUUAAGAAAUUUAAAAGAUUUCCUUAAUUUAAGGUCAGUCAGUUCCACAUUCUGUACAGCUUCUUCUGCUGCAACUGAAACUUCAAAAACUGGUUCAUAUUUAUCUGUUGACAUACAAUGUCAUCAAGAUUUUGCAGAUACGUUUUCAGAAGCACUUUUAUGUUUUGGUGCUGUUUCAACAAGCAUGGUUGAACCAGACAGCUGCAAUUCUAAUGAUGAGGUGUCGAUUGGUUCGAUAUUUGCUGUAUCUCAUGAUGUGCAUCAAAGUAUUGCAUUGGCAGCUGACUCCAUAGGCUUGAAGGAAACACCUGUUUUUAAAGUUACAACGGGUUACCAGUCUGAUUGGAUUGAUAAUGCUCGGGAAUCUUUUCAUCCCAUUGAAGUCAUGGAAGGACUUUGGAUUGUUCCCGAGUGGAUAACUCCUACGGACAUUCAAGGAGCAAUUAUAAGUUUAAACCCUGGGCUAGCUUUUGGAACUGGAGACCAUCCUACUACAAAGUUAUGUAUGUUGUUAUUACAUAGUUUGAUCAAAGGCGGCGAAAAGGUUUUGGAUUAUGGCACAGGUUCAGGGAUUCUUGCAAUUGCAGCACUAAAGUUUGGUGCAGCUUCGUCGGUUGGCUUCGAUAUAGAUCCUCAAGCCAUAUCAGCUGCACGUCAUAACGCUGCUUUGAACAACAUAGGACCCGAGAAAUUGGAAUUGCAGAUUGUUCCAUGUAACAUUAAUCCUAUGUCAACGGGCCAAUGGCACUGGGCUAUGAAGAGUGAUAAUGUAGAAGAGCAGGAUUUUAAUGACUUGGAAAUUGUUGCCAAAAGAGAGGAGUAUGACGUCGUUAUUGCUAACAUUCUUUUAAACCCGUUGCUAGAUUUGGCUGAUCAUAUUGUUUCUUAUGCUAAACCUGGUGCUGUAGUUGGUCUCUCUGGUAUCAUCUUGGAACAGGUACCAACUGUUGUAGAUCGUUACUCGGAUCUUUUGGAAGGCAUAACUGUGUCUGAAAUGGGUGAUUGGGCUUGCAUAAAUGGCACCAAGAGGAAGAUGGGUAGCUAAAGGAGUGUAGUCUUUUAUCAGGCUAAUCUUUGGCUAAGAAGUUCUGUAUAGGAAGAAGGCUAUUCCUGAAGCCUUCUGUACAUGCUUCUGUAUGACUAUCAGAAAUUAAUUAUGGAACAAUGAGGAAAUUUUUGGUGGCCUUAUUACAACUGUAUGAUAAAUCUGAAGCUGGUCGUAAUUUAUACUUCCGUGAUGAGACUAGGGAUUGUGCUUUUUGUGCCAUGCUAACCAUAAUUUCAUUUUAUGUCUCAUCAAUAAGUGCAAAAAGAUAUUAACGGAUUAGUAUUA